GGGGGCGGGAGCGGGGAGUCGUCGGAGUCGCGGAGCUUUGGAGGGGUGGGAUUGCGGGGACUUCGUCUCCUACGACUUGAGGGGUCUGUGGGCCGCGCGAACGGCGGUUGCCCUUCGGCUGACCUGCCCGGAUAUGGGGCAACUCAUAGGGUGGUUAUAGGGGGCCCGAGGAGGACAGUCGCUCUGGGCUGCCAGCGGUGGGGCAGCAUUCCCUGGCGCCCAGGUGUCAGAAACACGGUGAUCCUCCUAGGCUGUUUAGGUGGCCCAGAGAGCUUGACGUGGCACUUCCUAUUUUUUAGGUCUUCUCUGUCAGUUGAAAUGUCUAUGAUUUUAUCUGCCUCAGUCAUUCGUGUCAGAGAUGGACUGCCACUUUCUGCUUCUACUGACUAUGAACAAGGCACAGGCAUGCAGGAGUGCAGAAAGUAUUUUAAAAUGCUCUCGAGAAAACUGGCUCAGCUUCCUGAUAGAUGUACACUGAAAACUGGACAUUAUAACAUUAAUUUUAUUAGCUCUAUGGGAGUGAGCUACAUGAUGUUGUGCACUGAAAAUUACCCAAAUGUUCUGGCCUUCUCUUUCCUGGAUGAGCUUCAGAAGGAGUUCAUUACUACUUAUAACAUGAUGAAGACAAAUACUGCUGUCAGACCGUACUGUUUCAUUGAAUUUGAUAACUUCAUUCAGAGGACCAAGCAGCGAUAUAAUAAUCCCAGGUCUCUUUCAACAAAGAUAAAUCUGUCUGACAUGCAGAUGGAAAUCAAGCUGAGGCCCCCUUAUCAAAUUUCCAUGGGUGAACUGGGGUCAGCCAAUGGAGUCACAUCUGCAUUUUCUGUUGACUAUAAAGGUGCUGGUAAGAUUUCUUCUGCUCACCAGCGACUGGAACCAGCAACUCUGUCAGGGAUUGUGGCAUUUAUCCUUAGUCUUUUAUGCGCAGCUCUGAAUUUAAUUCGAGGCUUUCAUGCCAUAGAAAGUCUCCUGCAGAGUGAUGGUGAGGAUUUUAAUUACAUUGUUGCAUUUUUCCUUGGAACAGCAGCCUGCCUUUACCAGUGUUAUUUAUUUGUCUACUACACCGGCUGGCGGAAUGUCAAAUCUUUUUUGACUUUUGGCUUAAUCUGUCUAUGCAACAUGUAUCUCUAUGAACUGCGCAACCUCUGGCAGCUUUUCUUUCACGUGACUGUGGGAGCAUUUGUUACACUCCAGAUCUGGCUGAGGCAAGCCCAGGGCAAGGCUCCUGAUUACGAUGUCUGACACCAUCCUUCAGACGUGUUGCCUUGGCUUCAGGGGAAAAAGGAGGGAGCAUAUCUUAACUACCACUGUGAUGAAGAAACUGUUCACCACAAAUGAGAAGCUCUGCUGUCUUUCUCUGCAGCUGUCCUUUUCGUUUUAAGUCAGCAUGGCAUGCCUAUGAGCAUGCCAUACCUGCUACGCAAACUCCUCUCAGCAGAAUGUUGGCCAUGAGAUUAUCAAUCAGAAGAAGAUGAGACCUCUCUGCAGGGCCAUGGCAGUGGAAGAACAGUCAGAUGCCAUUGGAAGACUUGGCCAGCAGCCCUGAAUCCUGGCUGGAGAGUUCAGUCAAAAAUUACAUGUGGUACUUGCUCUGAGAACUAAGCAGGAGCUCUACAACCCGGGUUUGCCUUUGUGAGGCAUUAGUGUAGACCAAAUAAAAAGAUGCUGCAGUGAAUUGGAAAGUUUAUGUGUAAAACAAAUUACUUGCUAAAUAUUAGAUUUUGCACAUUUAUGGUACCAGUUUGUGAAGUCCAGAUUGGUGUGGA
Molecule: messenger RNA, 1766 nt
Organism: Eubalaena glacialis (North Atlantic right whale)
Lineage: Eukaryota; Metazoa; Chordata; Mammalia; Artiodactyla; Balaenidae
Gene: SEC22A
Product: SEC22 homolog A, vesicle trafficking protein
Exons: 7
Coding region: 319-1242 (307 amino acids)
Biological process (GO): endoplasmic reticulum to Golgi vesicle-mediated transport
Source: RefSeq, a predicted model, not a curated record